UUGUGAGUAGAGUUCAUUCACAGCCGAACCAACGGUUUGUCAGCAUUGCCAAAAAAAUUGCCUCACCACCUGAAGUGAAGCAAUCCAGGCUGUAACCCUGCAAGUUACACUGGUUGAAAGCACCGGAUUACUUUGCAUUAGAGAGGAUUUAGUAUCCUGUAUUUAUAGAACCAAUGUGCUGAGCAGGUACUGUGUGUGUGUGAGUGAGUGUUUUUAAAUGAAGAGAAGGCGAGAUUAGUGCAGAGUGUGUCAGAGUGUCCUCAGCUUGUCUCUAUUAGCCAGAAUAAAGCGCCAUGGACUACGAGGAAUUCCGCACCAGAGGGAAGGAGAUGGUGGAUUAUGUGGUCGAUUACCUGCAGUCCAUUGAGGAGCGUCCCGUUUACCCGUCUGUGGAGCCCGGCUACCUGCGCCAUCUCAUCCCAGAGAGCGCCCCCGAGCAGCCCCACUCCUUCGAGGAGGUGAUGAAGGAUGUGGAGAGGGUGGUCAUGCCAGGGAUAACUCACUGGCACAGUCCACAUUUCCAUGCCUAUUUCCCCACGGGAAACUCCGUGCCGGGUAUGCUGGGUGACAUGCUCUCCAAUGCUAUCAGCUGUAUUGGCUUUUCCUGGGUAACACCUUACAGCAGCUGUCACCCCAAGCCAGAGAGUUUCCUCAUCAGCUAUCUGGAAGAUUUCAGUAUGGUGGGAGACCUUUAUAGGACCUCUUGUGACGUGCUAACCACCUUGAUGUUCUGGAAAUCCAUCGAGAAUUACUAG
This is a messenger RNA of Callorhinchus milii (elephant shark), 755 nucleotides long. RefSeq names its product aromatic-L-amino-acid decarboxylase-like. Gene Ontology annotation, biological process: amino acid metabolic process; serotonin biosynthetic process; catecholamine metabolic process. The record is from RefSeq and is a predicted model, not a curated record. The coding region runs from base 294 to 755 and encodes 153 amino acids. Gene Ontology annotation, molecular function: pyridoxal phosphate binding; aromatic-L-amino-acid decarboxylase activity. The transcript is spliced from 4 exons. Lineage: Eukaryota; Metazoa; Chordata; Chondrichthyes; Chimaeriformes; Callorhinchidae.